This is a messenger RNA of Heterotrigona itama, 6560 nucleotides long. The record is from the annotation of a GenBank genome assembly. Lineage: Eukaryota; Metazoa; Arthropoda; Insecta; Hymenoptera; Apidae.
AUGAUAGCAAUUGCGUUACUCGCUGCAAUCGCAUUAAAUCAUACCGCGAUACUUAAUUCAGCGACUCAAAACGAGAUUGUAUGAGAAGCGAAUUCAUAGAAUUUAUGUAUGCAUGUGAAAUGAAACAUGAUACACAUGUAAAUGUUAAUAGCGUAAUAAUUGCAGUAAUUUAAUUUGCUAGCACAUGUAACUUUUAUUAUUCACAGUUAUAUUCAUCCGUGAUACAACAGAUGUCUGUUACUUUUUUCAAAAUUGAAACUCGAAAUUUCUGUAUGAAUGUCAAGCGGAUGUUAAUCCUUUCAUUGCUAUAUUGUGACGCCACAGAUAUCUCGCGCCGAAGUAGCGUUUGUUUAUUAGCUUAUUUUCAAUGAAAUUAAAACAAAAUCUCGUCGAUAGCAUUGCAAUAAUUGUGACGAAAUGUGUACGUUUUAUUAGUUAAAUUAAUUUAAUGUAAUCAUGGUGUUAAUUCAAGAUAGUAUGAAACGAUGGGAUAAAAACUAUGUGAUAAAUUAUUUGUUCGCAGGAUCGAGCAAGGAACGUUUCCGAAAGAUUCACAUCUACAACCACUUUGACGGUAAAUAUUAGAGACGACGAUGAUCAAGAUCCUUCCUUCAUUUAUCAAGGUUGCAUGCUUUUGGAUGGCGCAUGCAUUAAUCCAGAAUAUUCAGCAUCCGUAUCGAGCGGAGUGUUAUCCGGUAUACUUAAUAUAUCGCCGGAGAAAAUACAAGCCGUUGAUAUGGAUAGUAUAAACGCACCUAUUCAUUAUUCGUUCCUCAGUGGCAAUCCAUCGAAUUAUCGGGAAUUUUUCGAAAUAAACCCCAACACUGGCGCCGUGAAGCAAAUUAAGGCGGUCGACACAACUGUUACCAAGAAGUUCGAUAUUAUCAUCAAGGCCGUCGAAGUGUCAGAAGCGAAACGAUCGGCCACAGCCAAAUUGACUAUCACCGUAAAGCCAGUGGACAGCAAUCCUCCGAUUAUAACAACAUCGAGCAUAGAGGGUUUCGUCGAUGAAAAUGCCCCGAUUGGAACAAAGGUUAUUGACAAAAAUGGCAAUCCUGUAGUACUCACUAUUUCGGACGCUGAUUUGGGCCCUGACGAUCCGAAACCAGCUUACACUUUUGAAUUGACUACCAAUUUCUUCGCGAUCGAUCCUUCCGGAAUACUGGUCGUAAACGAAGAAAAUUUAGAUCGUGAUCCUCCGAGCCCUGGACGUUUCCGAUUUCAAGUGGUCGCCAGAGAAAAAACGGGCAUCGCUGCUUCCGCGCCGUUAUCCUUCGUGGUGAUAUUGAACGAUGUUAAUGAUAACGCGCCCAUGCUUCCCAUGAUAACUCCUAUUACCGUUCAAGCUGGAGAAACAAAGAAAGUAGUGACAAAGGUCGAGGCAACGGACAAUGACGAAGGAGAAAAUGCCGAAAUAACAUAUAGCAUUUAUCACGUGUCGAAUAAUGGACUGCAUAAAUUUAAAAUCGAUCCGAAGACCGGCGUAAUCGAAUCUGUGAGGAAGUUGAACGCAGGCGAGCAAUUCAGCAUUACUGUCCAAGCAACUGACAAAGGUGGAAAAUAUUCGCAGACGAUCGUCGAGGUGAACGUGAUUCCUGGACCGAAUACUAGGAGCCCGGUUUUCCAACAACCGGUAUACGAAGUGCAAGUCAGCGAGGGAGCGUCAAUUAAUUCCACGGUUGCAACGAUUACCGCAGUUGACCCAGAAAACGAUCCAGUAUCGUACUCGAUCGUCUCAGGAAACGACUUGCGUCAAUUUGCAAUCGGUGACAAAUCAGGCGUGAUCACCGUUAUAAGAAAGUUAGACAGAGAAGACCUGACUCGUUAUCAGCUGUUAAUAAAGGCUGAGGAUUCUGGAGGUUUAUUCAACACAGCCACGGUAAACAUCAAAGUAACAGACAUAAACGACAAGAAUCCAGAAUUCGUCAACUUACCUUACGAAUUCACCGUGAAAGAAGGAGAAGCAAGGAAGCUGAUAGGUCGAGUACACGCUGAAGAUGCCGAUGAAGGCAUCAACGCAGAAAUCACAUAUUUCGCGCCUGACGAUAUACCUUUCACUGUGGAUCCCGAAACUGGAGAUGUGCUGACGAAAAUCGUUUUGGACUACGAACAGAACGAUGAAUAUAAAUUUGUGGUAACCGCAAGAGAUGGUGCUCCUGAUUACCGUUUAGCCACUGCUACGGUCACGGUGAAAGUUAUCGAUAUUGAAGACGAGGUUCCUAUUUUCCAUCAAAGUAGCUAUGAGGCUCGAAUUAAAGAGAAUAUACCAGAUUACACGGUGCUUCAAGUAACAGCUGAUGAUCCGGACACGAAGAAACAAAUCACGUACAUAAUCAAACAAGGAGAUACUGAAGUGUUCCGCAUAGAUCCAAAGACUGGGAUAAUAAAAACCAUUCGCGGUUUGGACUAUGAAAAGGAGAAUCAGUAUAUUCUCAUAAUUGGCACUGUUGAAAACACUAGCAAUUUGCUUGGUUCUACUACGAAAGUUGUGAUUAAUGUUCAGGACGUUAACGACAUUCCACCAGUAUUUACAUCAGUUCCUCGUCCGAUUACGUUAGAUGAUGAUGUUCCCAUUGGCACAACGAUCAUUAAUCUUAUAGCGACAGACUCUGAUGGCACUGCUCCCGGAAAUCAAGUGAGAUACGAAAUUAUCGGCCGUGGAAUAGCGAAUAAGUACUUUGUGAUUGAUCCAGACACUGGCGUACUUAGAAUACGAGAUGAUUUGCGUAAAGAAACGGACACCGAGUAUCAGGUUGAUGUGCGCGCGUACGACAUGGGAGAGCCGCAAUUAUCGUCUGUCACGACAGUGCCAAUUUAUGUUCGGCAUGUGGCUACGGUGCCGCCAGAGAUCGGUUUAGGUUUCGCAGAAAAUUCCUACAACGUCGAAGUACCGGAAGAUGCUGGCGACAAUACGCUAAUCAAAAUAAUCACGGUUAUAAAUAGUCAUGCACACGAUACUACGCCGCUAAAAUGCGAAAUUUAUAGUGGCAACAAGAACGAAUUGUUCGAAGCGAAUGUUACGGAGGAACGAAAUUGUGCACUUAGACUCAAGAAAGGAGUAUUGGAUUACGAAACAACGGAAUCGUAUCAAGUGCAGCUUAAAUUGGAAUCUUUAUCAGGUCUAUUAAAUUCCGGCAGAAAUACGACCAUGGUGAAAAUCCAAGUGCUCGACAUAAACGACAAUAAACCCGAAUUCGUUUUUCCGGAUAGUAGUCCAAAAUUAUCACGAGGACGUUACUUCGCCGCAAUUCCGCGAUCAGCACAAUUUGCGUCGACGGUUAUACAAGUGAAAGCACACGAUAAGGACAACGGAAAGUAUGGGAAGCUCGAGUAUAAAAUACUUGGUGGACGUGGAUCGAACUAUUUUGCCUUGGACAGCUCUUCUGGAAUAAUUAGAACCACUGCGACGUUCGAUAACGUGGAUUUAUCCGAACUUCCAUUUAAGUUCGACGUUCGAGUUCGAGACAAUCCUAAUUCGACUGACAACUUUAACUCUAUCGUAGCUCCGGUUAUAGUGAAUUUGAUCGGAGAGGAGAAUCUAAUGAUUUUGGUAGUACAGGACGCGCCACCAGACGUCUUACAAAAGGAAGCGUCCAAGAUUGGUGACAUCAUCGAGGAGAAAAGCGGUCUUCUGAUCGGUAUCGACAGAGUAGCUGUGAGGAAAAAUUUGACGAAAAAUGGAACUAUCGAAAUGUAUCCUCAAGAUUCCGAUGUGUGGUUCUACGCGAUUGAUCCAGACACAGAAUCUAUUUUAGACAGGAACAAUUCCCGUAUACAGAGAUCGAUUAUCGAAAAGAUGGCUAUGUCAAACAUUACGUUCGACGUAUCGACGUUGGUUCGAGCGAAUGCGAUAGACAUUCACGCGCCAGUAAUGCCGUCCGAGCCAGUACGCACGCAAACCGCUAUCGCUUUCAGCGGCGAAGUAUUUCCAUACGCCUUGAUAAUCAUCGCGUGUGUCAUACUAAUCCUAGGUAUAGCUGGAAUUAUCUAUAUUUGCAUCUCCUGGUCGAGAUACAAGGCGUACAAAGAACGGAUGCAACGAAUGUACGUUGUGCCUCGUUACGAUCCCGUGUACGUAGAACCGAAUUUGAAAGAGUACGAAACACAAGUGCUUCAAAUGAGUGUGCCUGUCGACGACAAUGAUAGUUAUAAUGAUCUUCAGCUCGAUUUCAGCAAUAAGAAUCAUGCGUUCAGCUUGGACAAUGUUAGCUACAUUACCAAAGAUCAUGGAGAAAGUACUGGACAACAAAGCCCCGUAAGUUCUGAGGCAGCGACCACGGCACGUGCUUCGAGCAUAGUUGGAACCCAUGCAGAUACGAACAUUCAUUCGUUACGACGAUCGACCCUCGGCAGAAAGAACCAUAAUAACAGUAAUGCAAACACGUUGAACAAUCACGAUCCGACGCCCGUAUUGAAUCCACUAUACAACCACGGUAACGAUCUACUCAGCCCUAGUCCAUCGAACGAUAACGUCACAUUUAGAGAAAAAAGGGAUUAUUCUCAUCUAGGAUUCACGUACUUGGGUGAACAGAGCCCGGUGGAAACUACCACGGAGUUAUAAAGAAAAUUGCUCGUGAAACUACAAAUAAAUUAAUAAACAGAAAUUCAACUUUUGUUGAAUUUCCCACUCCGUAAUAUGUGUCGCCUGAUAAUGAGGAUUCUUCUGUGCCUGGCAUGACUGAAAUUUUUUUUUUUUAUGGUAUCGAAUUAUCAAACUAGUUGACAACAUAUUUUUGAGAUUACGUUUCUCUUACGCGAGAAUUGCUUGAAGUUGGUUUGCAAGACACUACGCAACGACCGAAUAGAAUUGAACCGAACCGAAAGCAGAUAUCAGUGCAUUUCGAAACAAGCGCAAGAAUUUAUUCUGCGUGACGAACUCUCGAUCGAAUUUCUGCAAUGAAUAGAACGACACAUGUAUCGCGGCGAAACCAGGUCGGAAAUACUUAUUAUCAACGACAAGCAAAAACUGACGAACUUUUCUCUGCGAAAAGCUUUCAACGUUACCCAUCGCGCAUCGUGAGUAAUUGCGAUUUUGCGAAAUCCGUGUCGAUAUAGUGCGACGCGGCGUGUCCAAAACUAUUAUUUUACCGGUUUUAUUAUUUAGACCAUCGACACUAUCUAGCGUGGCACAAUUGCCAUCAAUUUCGCCACACAACACGAUUUUAAUGUGAUUUAUGCCUUUUGUUUCGAAAAUGCAACUGUUCGAAAAUUCUGCAUUGUUCGAUCCAUGUCAUCGAGCGUGAUAUAAUUGAAAAGCAACGUCAAGAGAUCAAAGCGUUUAAAUGCGUGUCGUCAAAAGUCUAAUAUAUAAUAUUCUCAGGAUAGCGAUAGUGAAAUUGCGCAUCUUGAGAAUAUUUACGUUUAAGUUAUAUAAAAUGUUUGUCUGUUGCGAAUUUGUAAAGACAAUGAAGUAUACACUUGGGACAGCAAAAUAAAUUUGUCACUGAAAUAAAAUUCUUCGAAAUUUUUACGUGUGAAUACAAACAAAUGCAUAGAUCACUAUCAUUAUAAAUAUUAUUUGGCAUCGAUGUGAAAGGUUAUUUACAUCGAAUCUAUCCUGUGCAAUAGUUCAUCGUCUUCUGCGAUAAUAUUGACCAGUAGAUUUCAUUUUUCGCGCAACAUGAUUAAUGAAUUCUCAUUCAGUACUUAUAAAACAAUAAUACAAAUUUCCAUUCAACAAAUCUGAUGAAGAUGUAUAACAGUUAUGAGUCAUCGUACCGUCCAAUAUAGUAAUAAGGAUUAAUUAUAAAGCAAUAAAUUUAUGAAAGAUGUAUGCGAGCGAGUGAUGAAACGUGUACAUGUGAUCGGUCCGUGAACUUAAAUAUGUAUAUGUAUGGGAGAAAGACUCACGUAAAACUAUUGUAUAAUAAGAUCUUUUUAUUUAUAACUGCGUGUUUGCUUAUAUUAUUUUUUUAUUUUUAACGAUACUCGACCAAUGGUAGAUGUUUGCUACAGAACUAUAUCGUUGGUAUGAAAUUGUUCUUCGAUUAUUCAUACAUUAUUUAACUUUCCGAUUAUUUAACAAAGCGGAUUAUGAUAAUUCGUUAAGUACCAAAUUAAAACGAAGAGCAGUUUCAUAAAUUACAUCAACUUUUCAUAAAGCAAGUAUAUCGACCGGAAUCUCUUUUAUUUAAAGAAUCUUUUGUUUGAGAAAUAGAGAUAAUUACAUUAUAAAUUAUGCGAAAUGCUAAAUAUGAAGGUACUUCCGAUUAUUUACUAGUUGAAAAAUACUGUACUUAAUGCGGAUUUAUUUUAAAUUUUUUACGCCAGAUUUGUUGAAUUUGUUUAUUCGCAUUCAUUGCGAAUGAAUGAUAUUCAAUGGCGAAGAAAAAUUGUGGGAUUUGAUCGAUUAAAUUUCCUAGUCGUAUGGCGAACAACUUGACUGUAUCGUUUCUGUUUUGUUUAGUAUACAAUUUGUUGGAAAAUUAUCCGCAUUGUCGAUUCAUUGAUAAGAGUGUUAAGACUUUUUACUCAUAGUUACGCGUUGUUUAAAAUAAAUGAAACACAAAUGCUGUAAAAAAUUGUUAAUAUCUAAUAAAUCUAUUAUAUUUACAUAACAA